AUCAUAAUAUUUUCCAGGAUUCUAUGAAAUAUUUUGUUAAUUUUUUUAAAAUGUAAUUUAUAUUUUUUUAGCAAAACUAUGGAGAAUGAACAACGACAUUAUGAAUUAAGAAGUGGAAGUAGAUCUCGUUCUAGAACUCCUUUGAUACAAAGCAGCACUUUAAUUGAACCAGAGACUAUAGAAUAUCAUUAUGAUUUAAGAAGUCAAAGUCGGGAGAGAUCUUAUACUCCUGGAGAAAUUGCAAAUAGUAAAAAAUCUGGUUUUAAAAUUUCAUCCAGUAAUUGCAGCAAAACAAAUGACCAAGAAAUUACAAUAGAAAAAAAAAAAGAAGUCACAAUUGAAACAUUAGAACAUGAAUCUAAACAAUUUGAAAAUUCUUCUAUUAAUAUAAAGAAAGGAGAAUGUCGAUCUAAACAACAAAAAGCAAAAGAACAAGUAUUUGUAAAUGGUCAAACUGACAAUAAAGAAGAUUUAUUUGGAUAUAAAAAAAAAACCCAUAAAUCUACUUUUCUUCAUAGAACUCUUACUAGUGAUUAUUCUUCAGAGGAAACAGAACAAGAAGAAUCAGAUAAAUCAUAUUCUGCACAUGAAAUUUAUAAAAAAGCUGGUGAUUGGUGGAAUGUAUUUCCGAAAACGGACUACACCUAUUCCGAAACUUCUAAGUGUCGUUAUGAAAUAGCACCAGGUAUAUUAGCAAUGCCUAAUAUGUCACGACGCUCUAUUCAUUCAAAUGUGAAAGGUUCUAAUCAAUUUUUAUAUGAUCCAUCUAAGAGUGGUACAAAAACAAAAAAUGUCGAAGAAAAAGAAGGAACAAAAGUAGAAAAUUAUACACCUAUCAGGGAUGAAUUUUAUGGAGCACAUAUGCCAAGUUUAGAUUCAAAAUCUAAAAUCCAAUAUACAAAAAUGCAUGUAGAACAAUAUUGUAGUCACCGACAAAUAAUUUAUGCAAAAUCUAAUAAUUCGAGAAACUGGGAAUCAAGGCAAUUAUUAUAUUCUGAUCUACCAUCAAAACAUAUAAAUUUUCAGAAAUGUGAUGUUACAUCUUCUCUUGAUUCUGAUGCUGAAUUAGAAGAAACAAUUCCAAAGAAUUAUAGCCAGAAAAAUAAAAUAACACAACAAUUCAUGAGUUUUAUAUCAAUUAUGGUUCUAUGGUUCAAUAAAUUUCUUGAGUUUUUAAAACUUAAAACAGUUAAGAGAAGAGAAUAUUAUGCCACUUAUGAAUAUCAAAGAUAUGAAUCGAAAUUGUUCAAAAUCUGGAAAUAUAUUGAUCAUUCUUUACAGUGUUAUUUUUUUAUGGUCAAAAUGCUUUUAUUUGAUUCAUGGUUACUAAGCCGUAUAUUUAGUAUCAGAAAUUGGAUUCAUCAAAAAAGUCUAAAAGUUUUUUGGAUUGCCUUAUUGCUAUUGCUUCUUCUUACUGGUAGCUGGUAUUUAAUACAUCUCUUAAGAUUAUUUCCUGUAACCAAAGUUAUUACACAAUAUUUUGGAUCUGAAUUAGUUGUAAGUGAUAAACAAUUGUUUUUAAAGGAGGAAAUGUUUGAAAAAAAUAAUUUUCAAUCGAUUAUUGAAAAAUUAUAUAAUAAAAUUAACAAUUUAGAAGAUCAAACUAUGGAAAAACCUGAUCAAUUUUCUGAUAUAAUACAAGCGCUUCAGUGGUUAAAAACAUAUGCUUGGUCACAAUAUGAUAAUGAAAUAUUAUUUUUGGAAAAGAAAUUAAAAGAAUAUAAAUUAGAUGAUAUAUAUGCCCAAAUUCAUAUUAUUAAAUCGCAAUUGGAAAAGUUGAAUAAAUUUUAUUCAGAAUUAAAAUGCUGUAAUACACAUAUGAAUUACAUUACUAAUAAAGAAUUGGAAAAACAUAUUGAAAUGAUCUUAAUUGAUCAUGCUGAUAUUUUAAUAUCGAAAAUAGAAAAAAUUAAAGAUCAAGACAAAUCAUGGAUUGCUAGUAAUAAUUUUAUAACAGAUGACCGUGUGCGUGAAAUAGUUAAAGAAGCUAUAAAGAUAUAUGAUGCGGAUAAAACGGGCCGCGUUGACUAUGCUUUAGAAUCUGCUGGCGGUCAAAUUAUUAGUACACGUUGUACACAAAAAUAUGAUAUUAAAACUAGGGCAUUCAAAGUAUUGGCUUUUUUUACACUUUAUCAUGAAAAUAAUAAUCCUCGUACUGUAAUACAAGGAAAUCCAAUACAACCGGGUACUUGCUGGGCAUUUCAAGGUUUUCCAGGAUAUUUAUUAAUUAAGUUACGUAGUUCUAUUUACGUUACUGGAUUUACGGUUGAACAUGCAUCAAAAUCGAUAUUGCCCAAUGGUGAAAUGAGAAGUGCUCCUAGAAAAUUUAAUGUCUGGGGUUUUCUUGAUGAAAAUGAUUCUGAACCAGUAUUAUUCGGCGAUUACGAAUUUGUAGGUUCGGAUAAUAAUUUACAAUAUUUUCCAGUUAAAAAUACAGCAAUUAAAACGCCAUAUGAAUAUGUGGAACUAAGGGUGCAUAGUAAUCAUGGCCAACUUGAAUACACAUGUUUAUACAGAUUUCGCGUUCAUGGAAAAUCUGUCUAAGUUGUUUUUUACUAAAAGUUUAAAAACUUUUGAAAAUUUUAUAUAAGAAGUACAAAGAGUAGUACAAGAAUAUGUGAGAUUAAUUAAGAAGAGAUUAGAAAGGAAAAA
Messenger RNA from Apis florea (little honeybee), 2652 nucleotides. RefSeq lists its product as uncharacterized. NCBI's taxonomy places the organism in Eukaryota, Metazoa, Arthropoda, Insecta, Hymenoptera, Apidae. Gene Ontology annotation, molecular function: protein-membrane adaptor activity. Gene Ontology annotation, cellular component: nuclear envelope; meiotic nuclear membrane microtubule tethering complex. The record is from RefSeq and is a predicted model, not a curated record.